AAUGUCUAUUGUCUGUUGUUAGCUAGCUAAGUUAGCGAGUGUUAGACGAACGGAGGUGAAAUUUGCGGCAGAAUUACUAUUUUCACGCAGGACUCGAUGGUGAUUCUACGGGAGCUGAUGUUCGUUGUUCGUUACUGAAGCUUAGGGGGAAGGUAGUGGUUAGCGAAUUGCUAAGAUAAUCAGAGGUAGUGAACGCCAUGUCUGCGGCUAGCUGGCUAAUAACACUUUCUCUGAGGUGGCCGUUGACCAAAGCGCUGGUCAUAUCACGACUGAGACUCGUUCAGAGGUCAAAUGCUGGUGUGUGCUGCUGAGCGCGUGUGCUCCUGAUGUAAAGGCUUUUAUUAACACACCAUAGGUACCAACAGGUUGUAUAAAUGAGAGAUGGGCUCUGAAACCCCAGAUGGCUUUGGACCAGCUGUGAUCCUCGCCGAGGAAGAUCCACAAGAAAUAGGAGGUCUGAUCAACUCUGAUGGGGAGGAAGUUGUUUUCUCAGAUCUCAGAGAGAGUGCUGUCCCCGGUAUUGGAAUUGCAGAGGCUCCCUCAAAGACAUUUGAUCAGACUGAGAAUGAAAAACCACCGUCUCUUCACAGCUGCUCAGUUUGUGGCAAAGACUUCCCUUAUGCCUCUAAACUUCAGCGCCACCUACGCACUCACUCAGGAGAGAGGCCUUUCCCCUGCUCCAUGUGUGAGAAGAGAUUUCCAGAGAAGGGGCUUCUCAUGAUCCACGAAAGGGUCCACACUGGGGAGAAGCCAUUCCCAUGCACUUUCUGUGAGAAGCGAUUUGCCAGUCAGGGGGAGCUCAGGCUACACCGGCGGACACACACCGGCGAGAGGCCGUAUCACUGCUCCAUCUGUCUGAAGAGCUUUUCUCGUCACUGGCACCUGAAAACACACUUGGAGGCGAUGCACUCUGAGGUUGUUGCUGGCUUUACGAGGAAGAAGUUUCCGUGUUCGGACUGUGAUAAGAGCUGUAAUUCAGCAGCCGAGCUGAGAGAUCAUCAGAGGACUCACACUGGAGAGAGGCCCUACCAGUGCUCUUUCUGUGACAAACGGUUUGCCUUGUCGGGAACUCUUGUGAGACACGAGCGUCUCCAUACUGGCAUUACACCCUACCACUGCUCUGACUGUGGGAAGACAUUUGCACAGCAGUGGACGCUGACAACACACAUGCGGACUCACACAGGAGAAAAACCUUACAGCUGCACACAGUGCGAUAAGUCUUUUGUUGCUCCAGGAGAGCUUCGGAGACACACCAGGAUUCACACCGGAGAAAAGCCGUACACCUGCACGGACUGUGGGAGGCACUUCUCACUGGCAGGAACUCUCAGAAACCACAAACGUUCAUGUGCACAGAACAAAAAUGGAUCAACUACAGGUGUCAUUUUGGGCCCAGUUCAGGCUCCAGUUGGUGAAUCAUCCCAGCAAGACCUGAGCAACAACAUCAGCUCUGAGGUGUCUGGGAGACAGAGUUUACCCAUUUCAGUUGAGCCCAGUUCUUCAGAGGGUCUUAACUGUGAAAAAGCAGCUCAGUACGGGAAUAACCAGAGAGAACCAGAAGACCGGCAGGAGGACGCUGCCUCCAGUCCACAAAUGAAUGUAAUAGUGAAAGAGGAGGAAGAAGAGGAACCUUUGUGUGUAGAAGAAGCUCUUGACCAGGUGUCUGGGAGUGAGGAUUGUGCCAUGCCAGAGGAAACUGAAGAGCAGCAGCAGGAAAGCAACACGGAAAUUAGGAUUACAGUAAAGGAGGAAGAAGAGGAACUUGUCAACAUGUCUGGAGAGGAUCCUGAUUGUGUCGCUGACAGUGAAAAAGACAGUCCUCCAUUAUCACCAGCACAGGAACAGUUGAACAACAAUCUGACAAAGAGCUCUUACUGCUGCGGGCUCUGUGGAAGAGACUGUCACAAGAUGUCCGCGCUGCAAAUCCACAUGCGAAUUCACUCGGGAGAGAAACCUUAUCAAUGCAGUCUGUGUGGGAAGCAGUUCACUCAGAAGGGUCAACUCAAAGGUCACCAGAAAGUCCACACAGGAGAGAAACCGUUCUCCUGCCCGGACUGCGGGAAGAGCUUCGCCCACUCGGGGGCCAUGAACAGACACCGGCUCACACACACAGGAGAGAGGCCCUACCACUGCUCCGUGUGCGACAGAAGCUUCAACCAGUCCGGCCGCUUAAGGGAACAUGAGAAAAUCCACUUCGGGGAGAAGUUUGACUGCCCCGAGUGUGAAAAGAGUUUCACGCGAGCUUCGAGCCUCAAGAACCAUUUCAGGCUUCACACGGGAGAGAGGCCGUACGGCUGCGACAUCUGCGGGAGAGGAUUCAGCCGCUCACAAAGCCUGAGGCUCCACAAACGAAAACAUGAGCUGAUUCGGACUGAGGAGGACUCUGCGUUCAAUGUGAAGAAUGAUGAAUUCUCACAGAGUGACGAUAACUCUCCCAUUAAUAUGUGUAUAACAGACAAAAACGACUUAUAAUGUAUUUAUAUAAACUAUACAGCAUACAUGCCAGUAGUGCUACUACAGUACGGGAUUUUAGGCAGUAGAAGAUGAACUGAAAGAGGAGAAGUAAGUGACUACCUCUGUGAAUAGACCGUUAUUAAACCUUUAUGUGGUGGUGCAGCCAACAAGUAUUAAAGCUAAAAUAUUUAACCCCCAGAAAGGUCCAGACAAAUUAAUAAACAGACACAAACCAGUUGAUGUUCAGCAACUAGCAACAAAGUUUCAGACAAAACGACUAAACAAAUAUUUACUACAAACACAACUUUUGUAUAAUCUUGGAAACUGUUUAGAUGAUAAAUUUUAGAGGUCAUAUUUGCUCUCGUUUAUCACUCUUACCUAUGUUAUUUGCAAUGGAAUCAUCGUAUUUAUGGUCGUACAAAUGAGUCAUUUAAGGUUUGUGAUUUCACUUUGUCCAUGCAGUAUUUUUCAUUCAGACCAAUUGUGUACGUGGAAAUUGGAUCGAAGAGUAAUUAUGUUUUUGUGUCAGAUGUUACGGUGGCCAGUGAGCACUCCAGGAAUCAGGUGAAGCUGGAAUUCAUUCUUUGGGACACGCACCCUGUAAUGAAACAGUGGGAUCGUAAUAUUCGUCAGGUGUUUGCCAAAACCAUUUUGCCUUAGUGGUGAUUCAUUUUUAUCUCUGUUUUGUAUGGCAGUCAUUUAAGAACCAAAUCAUGAAUCAGGCUCACCUGGUUUAAACAGCUCUUUAACCGUUGUGAAUAAAGGAGUCAUCCUCUAAGGCUGUGAUACAAAAGACAAUAAUUUGAGCCCCGUAAGGUGGUAAAUUUUGCCCAGUGCUGCCUCUGUCUAAUUGUAUGGGACAUGUUAUACUGAACAAUAAAA
Messenger RNA from Xiphias gladius (swordfish), 3333 nucleotides. Its product is annotated as zinc finger protein 2 homolog. Lineage: Eukaryota; Metazoa; Chordata; Actinopteri; Istiophoriformes; Xiphiidae. The record is from RefSeq and is a predicted model, not a curated record. Gene Ontology annotation, cellular component: nucleus. The coding region runs from base 382 to 2469 and encodes 695 amino acids. The transcript is spliced from 6 exons.